This is a messenger RNA of Oreochromis niloticus (Nile tilapia), 5147 nucleotides long. RefSeq names its product adenylate cyclase 2a (gene adcy2a). Gene Ontology annotation, cellular component: plasma membrane. Gene Ontology annotation, biological process: adenylate cyclase-inhibiting G protein-coupled receptor signaling pathway; intracellular signal transduction; adenylate cyclase-activating G protein-coupled receptor signaling pathway. The transcript is spliced from 25 exons. NCBI's taxonomy places the organism in Eukaryota, Metazoa, Chordata, Actinopteri, Cichliformes, Cichlidae. The record is from RefSeq and is a predicted model, not a curated record. Gene Ontology annotation, molecular function: adenylate cyclase activity. The coding region runs from base 70 to 3669 and encodes 1199 amino acids.
AGAGCACUCACUGCCUGCACUUCUCUUCAUUUUCCACCCCAACAUGUUGGCAGGAGGAGAAAGAGGAGGAUGUUGCGCUCUACCCUUGGUGCGUUUUUGCCACCACUCCGGCCAGCGCACACUGCCUCUGACUCAGACUCAGCCUCAGCUUUCAGCCGUCCCCGCCUGAAAGACUUGAGAGGGGAGGUGGAGAAGGACUCGAAGACCAAGCUGGAGCUUAGGAGCUCUCACUUCAGGGUCCUCAACAGGAACAACAACAGCAGGAGAACAGAAAAGAGCAACUGCUCCUCAUCUGUGGUGGAAACUACUCAUACCUCAGCAGUGACCACCUCCUCUUUUUCCUCCCUCUCAGCUCCAAGAUCCAUGUGGCAGGAGGCUAUAAGGAGAAAGCGGUAUCUCCUUGACCGGACAGGGGAGUCUGAAGUAAACAGAAGAGGAGGUGGUGGUGAAGUGAAGAGAAACAAGUCCCCAGACUGGCUGUAUGAAUCAUACUACUGUAUGAGCCAGCAGCAUCCUCUGAUUGUGUUUUUGCUCCUCAUAGUGAUGGGUGCCUGCCUGGCUCUGCUGACUGUGUUCUUUGCUUCAGGACUGAACAUUGCGGACCAUGUGGCCUUUGUAAUCACUGUACCCACGGCACUGGCCAUAUUCCUGGCUGUAUUUGUGCUUGUCUGCAUUGAGUCUGUCUUCAAGAAGCUUUUACGUGUUUUCUCCCUGGUCAUCUGGGCUUGUUUGGUUGCCAUGGGUUACCUUUUUAUGUUUUCUGGAGGGAUCAUCUGUCCGUGGGAUCAGGUGUCAUUCUUCCUGUUCAUUGUGUUUGUGGUUUACACCAUGUUGCCGUUCUCCAUGCGGGACGCCGUCAUCGCCAGUGUUCUAACCUCUGCCUCUCACACCAUCGUGCUGAGUGUCUGCCUGUCCACCACAGCUGAUCACGUGGAGCCAAUAGUGUGGCAGAUUCUGGCCAAUGUUAUCAUUUUCAUGUGUGGCAACAUGGCUGGAGCAUACCAUAAGCACCUGAUGGAGCUGGCACUCAAACAGACCUACCAGGAUACCUGCAACUGCAUCAAGUCACCGAUUAAACUGGAGUUUGAGAAGAGACAGCAGGAGCGUCUCCUACUGUCUCUGCUGCCAGCUCACAUUGCCCGUGUAAUGAAAGCGGAGAUCAUCCAGAGAUUAAAGGGUCCAAAUUUUGGCCAGAUUGAAAACACAAACAAUUUUCACAACCUCUAUGUCCAGAGGCACACUAAUGUCAGCAUACUUUAUGCUGAUAUAGUAGGAUUCACACGACUCGCCAGUGACUGCUCACCUGGAGAACUUGUGCACAUGCUGAAUGAACUGUUUGGCAAAUUUGACCAAAUAGCUAAGGAAAAUGAAUGUAUGCGGAUCAAAAUCCUUGGUGACUGUUACUACUGUGUGUCCGGCCUGCCAGAGUCACUACCGAACCACGCCAAAAACUGUGUGAAAAUGGGUCUAGACAUGUGUGAGGCCAUUAAGAAAGUACGGGACGCCACAGGGGUUGAUAUCAACAUGCGUGUUGGUGUGCAUUCUGGGAAUGUCCUGUGUGGUGUCAUUGGACUUCAAAAAUGGCAGUAUGAUGUCUGGUCACAUGAUGUCACACUGGCCAAUCACAUGGAGGCAGGCGGUGUACCAGGGCGAGUCCACAUCACUUCAGUGACACUGGAGCACCUAAAUGGUGCCUAUAAGGUGGAAGAUGGAGAUGGACAAGAAAGAGAUCCUUACCUAAAGGAACAUGGAGUCAUCACAUAUCUGGUCAUUAACCCAAAGGUCGAGCGGCGGAGCCCACAGCACCAUUACCGACCCAGAAACACUCUAGAUGGAGCCAAGAUGAGAGCCUCUGUCAGGAUGACCCGCUAUCUGGAGUCAUGGGGAGCAGCGAAGCCCUUUGCCAACCUGCACCACAGAGACAGCAUGACUAAUGAGAAUGGGAAGAUCAAUACUGCUGACGUGAAGAUGGGGCAGUAUCACUUCCAGAGGAGAUCAGAAAGGACCAAGUCUCAGAAAAAACGGUUUGAGGAGGAGCUCAACGAGAGGAUGAUCAGGACUUUUGAUGGGAUAACAUCACAAAAACAGUGGCUGAAGUCUGAGGACAUUCAAAGAAUAUCGCUGUUCUUUCACAACGAAUCCUUAGAGAAAGAGUACAGAGCAACAAACUUGCCGGCCUUUAAAUACUAUGUCACCUGCGCCUGUUUGAUCUUUUUCUGCAUUUUCAUUGUGCAGAUUCUGGUCUUGCCAAAGACAACAAUCUUGGGAAUAUCCUUUGGAAUGGCUUUUCUCAUCCUUUCCCUUAUCCUCUUUAUAUGUUUCAUUGGACACCUCCUGCACUGCAGUAAAAGCACCUCCACUUCUUGGAUGUGGUUGCUGAGGUCAUCAGUUAUUAUUGCCAACAAACCAUGGCCCCGCAUCACUCUCACCAUGACAACCACAGCUCUAAUACUUAUAAUGGCAGUCUUCAACAUGUUCUUUUUGGAAGACAGCGUGCUGCCUCCACUUCCUAAUUACAAUUCAUCCAAUGAAACACUGUCUAAUGGGGAACUAAUCACCCUCUCUGGGAAAAACAAUUUCUACCUUCCUUAUUUAAUUUACAGUUGCAUCCUGGGCCUGAUCUCCUGCUCAGUGUUCCUGAGGAUAAACUACGAGCUGAAGAUGAUUAUCAUGUUGACAGCAGUUGUGGUCUACAAUGUCAUUAUCCUACAAACACACGCCUCUCUGCUGGAUGAAUACAGCAGAUUUCUGUACGAGACCGAAAGCCUUGACAGACCAGGAGUUCUCAAAGACCUGAAGAGUAUGGGCUCUAUAUCCCUCUUUAUCUUCUUCAUCACUCUCCUUGUGCUUGCCAGGCAGAAUGAAUAUUACUGUAGGUUAGACUUUCUCUGGAAGAACAAGUUCAAGAAGGAGUGUGAGGAGAUUGAAACCAUGGAGAACCUCAACCGCGUUUUGCUGGAGAAUGUCCUGCCCGCGCAUGUCGCAGAGCACUUCCUGGCCCGUAACUGGAAGAAUGAGGAUCUGUACCACCAGUCCUACGACCUGGUGUGUGUCAUGUUUGCCUCUAUCCCAGACUUUAAAGAGUUCUACACUGAGUCUGACGUCAACAAAGAAGGAUUAGAGUGCCUCAGGCUCCUCAACGAAAUCAUUGCUGACUUUGAUGAGUUGCUUUCCAAACCAAAGUUCAGCGGUGUGGAAAAGAUCAAGACCAUUGGCAGCACUUAUAUGGCUGCUACUGGGCUGAACACAUCGCCAGGGCCUGAAUACACAUCACAGGAACAUGACAGGCAGUAUAUGCACAUAGGGACCAUGGUAGAGUUUGCAUUUGCCUUGAUGGGAAAACUGGAUCUUAUCAACAAACACUCGUUCAAUGACUUCAAACUCAGAGUUGGUAUUAACCAUGGUCCAGUGAUAGCUGGAGUCAUUGGGGCCCAGAAACCCCAGUAUGAUAUCUGGGGAAACACUGUGAAUGUAGCCAGCAGAAUGGACAGCACCGGAGUCCUGGGGAAAAUACAGGUGACGGAGGAGACGAGUGACAUCCUUCUAACCCUGGGGUACAUGUGCUCUUGUAGAGGCAUCAUCAAUGUCAAGGGCAAAGGAGAGCUUAGGACCUUCUUUGUGCACACGGAGAUGACUCGGUCACUGUCACAGGGGAAUGUAAUGCCCUGAGCCUGAUUUACACAGGCAUGAAGACUUUAGUUUCAGAUUGAAGAGGUUUGAAUUCCUCAGUGCUGCUUUUAUAAAGUGCGGGGCAUAAAGGGACCUGAUCUCUUUACUGUUGCAUUACAAAUUACCUAUGCCACAGCUGUAGUAUACAUUUUGUCACUUAUGUAACUGUAAGUGUAGCAUGUACAGGAGAUAGGCAGUAACACCUAAAAAUAUACUGUAAUGUGAAUGUGGGAACUGGAAAAAAAACAGUUGCACAAGUCAGUCUGAUGUAAUAAUGUACGAGUUCAAUGAGAGUGAAAAUCUCCAAUGAUCUGACUUAAUAUUCUGCCUCAGUUCUGGGAGGCUUGUGGUAGUCACUUUAUCAUAGAAACCCCUUAUCAGCAAGGUGCAUCAAAACCAAUCUCACCCUACAGGAUACAGUUUGGAUGCUAAAUAACUUUUGACGCUGCAUGCCCCUAGGAUGGCAGCGUUUCCAGAGUUAGGAAGACAUUUUCUUGUCUUUGUACUUUUAUCUGCUUUAAUUGCUUUACCGGACAUGUUAAUCAACAUUCAGCUUGCUAUCUGGACAGCAAUUAAUGGUUACAAUCCAGUACCAUAUUGCUAAUUAUUAAGGAGCAACAAAUAUGCACCAUUUACCAACUCUUGGCACCAAACAUUUUCAUUGUUCUACCAUUUUUUGUGUACAGACGCCAACAACUCAGCAGGUCUUACAUCACAGUUUUAGCCGGAUUUGUUGAGCUGCUGUUCUUACUUGAAGGGGAUUUAUGUCCGUUCUCCCAUUUGGGAACUCAUUGUUUGUGUAAUUUCAGCACCAUAUGAAUGCAGAAGAAUAACUUCAUGGCAACAAUUUUCAGCAGAGUCUUAUAAAAACGUUGGCGCCCCAAAGACAACAGAGGUUAUGAAUUCACCAGUAACUUUUAACUGCUUCCCCAACUCAAGCAAAGUUUUAGGGUAACACAAAAGGCCAGAGAUGAAAAAUCUGAUAUUAAAAUGAAAGCAAAGGUCAAACUAAUACAAGUGAAAAUGUCACAGCCACUGUUGCAAAGGUAAAAUGUGUCUUGUUAAGAAAAAAAAACAGCCAGAAAACAAGGUGUACCAUGUGUACAUAAGUCCAUCGACCUUGUUAGAAGCACCAAGUCUUAGAUGUAUUUUACAAACAGUCUAGGACUAUAAUAGGAAAAACAAAUGAAAAGUAAAAUCUAUGAAUAUAUUCUGAUAUUCAUGCAGGGCGGUGUUUUCCAAAACAGUCUUUCCAGUUUCUCCUUGGCUGCAUUGACUGAAGUGAUUAGGACAUUGAUCAGAUUUGUCAGUGCUUGCUGAAAAUGGAAAAUCUGGGGCCAGUUGCAUAAAUGACUUGAGAUGUGUACAAACACACUGCUUUCAUGCAAUUUAUAACAGGAUGUGUCAUAACAAUGGGCACCCUUUGCACACUUAAAAACAGGUGUACAUAGGUGGGGGGUUUUGUGUUUGUUUUUUUU